Messenger RNA from Gongylonema pulchrum, 594 nucleotides. NCBI's taxonomy places the organism in Eukaryota, Metazoa, Nematoda, Chromadorea, Rhabditida, Gongylonematidae. The record is from the annotation of a GenBank genome assembly.
AUGCGUACUGUUCGAUUCCAGAAAGACGACAGCACACCGGAACAGGUUUGGGAAUCAGCACAUCGUCGUUAUGCUCCUCGAUCAAAACCAGAUGGUGUUGAUGUUGUUGCAACACUUCACAAGAGCGGCAAAAAAUAUUUCAUACUUAUCAAACAGUAUCGAAUUCCGAUGGCUGGCACAUGCCUUGAAUUCCCGGCUGGGUUAAUUGAUGAUGGCGAAAGUAUUGAGGCUGCUGGGCUGCGUGAAUUAAAAGAAGAAACAGGUUACACUGCUAAAAAGGUUAUAUCAUGCACGAAAGGAAAACAAGGUUUAAGCCCUGGGCUUACCGACGAAAGUGUUAAUUUUGUGAUGGUUGAUGUGGAUGGCGAUGCGCCGGAAAACCAAAAUCCAAAACAAAAACUGGAUGAUGGUGAGAUUAUUGAGUCCGAGCAGCAGCAGCAGUUCAUCAUCAUUCUUUCUGCUUUUUAUCAGGUUGUGCUUGUGGAAUGUGACAAAUUGUUGCCAUACAUUGAAUCAAUCUGUUCCGAAGUGCACGUAGAAUCAAUGGUUUAUGCAUUUGCACUCGGACUGAACUAUGCACAGCAUUUCCGGUAG